UUGAUACUGUUGGGAAAAGCACCGUGGCUGAAAACUUUUUGGGGAAAAAUGGGAAAAGUAACACGCGUAAAGACUUUAUCCGAGCAUCCGCUGGCAAGAUAAGGAGCGACAGCGAUGGAUUUGCUUGUUUUCUCCCUGGAGCGGGUUUCAAACUGACUAUGGUGUCGAAUGAGGAGAAAACGGAGAUUUUCUCGCAAUUCCAUUGAAAGUAAAUUUACUCAUGGAGAAGGGAGCCAGUCGGGAGUCAUGAGCACAGGUGUGAAGAAGCCUCCAUUAGCUCCCAAACCUAAACUCCCUGCCACCACCAAACCCUCUCCCCCACCCAUCGCCCCUAAACCAGGUCUUCUCUCCCAGUCUACAGUCAUCUCCCAACCCUCCACUGCUACUCUCAAGAGGACUAAACCGGCUGUUGCCCCCAAACCCUGCAUUCCCAAAUCCACGGCCUCGUCUCCCCCCGUUACACCUCCGCCACCCAAACCCAGUGAACCCUUUAUCCUAACUCAGGAACGGCAGGAAGCUUUAGGCGAUAGCCUCUUACUUCUUAACUCCAAAAAUGGGAUUUUAUCAGAGACAAACAAGCGUAACUCGGAUUACAUAAUUCCCACCUGCUCCUGUGGGCUCCAGGAUUGUUCCCAGUGCCAGCGUCUGGAAAACGGACAUGCAACUGAGAUUGGCAGCGAUUUGCACAAGGAACCGUUGCAGAAUGGGAUUUCUACAGAAGGAUUCACAGGGACGAGGCCACACGAGAGAGCAGAAAACCAAGAGGAGGGAGUUGCUGUAGAGAAGGGGGAAGGUGGAGGGAUUAGCAAGAAGCCCAGGGACAAACCUCAAAGACAGAGACACCUGGAUCGGGGAUUGGUCAACAAAGAGACACAGAGGACCGAGGAGCAGAACGCUCCAGAGACUGUCAAACAUCAGGAAAGUGCUGUCGCUGAGCCUGAUGUUUCAAAAGCGAAUGGACAGACUGAGGCCCAAAACACAGAUUUCACAGACUCUACCUGUGAUGUUGCAGGCAGCAUCAUUGUCUCCCCAGGUGUCCCUCCUCAUGAAUCGUCUGCACAGUCCUUUCAGGUAGAAUGCAGCGAAGCAUCUCCUACCAGGUUACACCCUGAUCUGCAGGUCCCCGCUGCCCCCAGCAAACCUCUCCCAGUCCCUCACCCACGCAAACCUAAAAAGCCAGCCCUGGUGAGGCAGGAUGGCGUGGAGGGCAGUGCCCAGGAUCAGGUGGAGGAGGAACAGAGACAGGAGCUUGAGAUGGGAGAGGAUGAGGGGAUACUGAGUCUAGCUGGUCUGUCUCUCGGUUCGGACGGCGAGGAGCUCAAACGGGACACAUGUAAUGACCUUUUACCCCAAAAAGACUCAGGUUUGGGAGAUGACGAGACCAGCGCACCGGUCCCCCCUCUUCGGCAGACCUCCCUCUCCCCUCGCCUUCAAAGACUAGCCCGCAUGCCCCCCUCUCUAAACAAAAACACCUCCCACUCCUUAGUCUUGCUCUCGCACGCGGACUCCAACAGCCACAAAAAAGGGGGAGUGGAGCACCGCGUGGACGAGGAUGAAGAGGACGGGUACGGCGACUUUGAGCGCUACCCGAUAACUCACAGCCUCCCCAAACAGAUCAAACUCGGCUGUCAUCCUCUUCUGGCGAACGCGAGGAAGGCCUUCUCUGCCGAGGAUCAGCGGUCACCGAGGGCGCCACCGAGAAAACCUCAGAGACACAGCCUGCCGACGCCCCCUCCGCCCUCCAUCUGCCCUCCUGCACCUCCACAUGCGAACACCCCGAUGAGGGAGCUGCCCCCGCCCCCUCAGGAGAAAACAGCCUGGCGGUUCACGCGGCCCUGCGUGACCUUCUUCAGCCGGCAGAUGCCCACCAGGAGCAGCGUGCCGCCAAAGAGCCGAGCUCCGGCGCUGGGGGUCAAGCAGAGGGCGCAGUCCUUCUCUGCAGCCGACCUGGCCACCCGGGCCGACUCCCAAAAGAGGAGCCUCUCUUUCAGGAAGCUGCUGGAGCUCCGGCUGUCUGUCAAGAUGCUGCCAAAGCUGCUGGCCAAAGGAGGGCAGACCCUGGACUGUACCAGCGUGGACUCAAGCCCGGGGGGGAAAAGCCUGGAGCGGCCCAGUAGCUGCAUAGUGGAGGCUGAUGUUCGUGGAGAAUACGUAGAGGAAUCGGUGGAGUAUGAGAACGUUCCCCUGUACGAGGAGAUCCCAGAGUACAUGAACCUGCCGUUUCACAGUGCGAGGCCGGGCUGGUCACAUGACCCCGACGGAGCAGAUUCAGACAUCUAUGAAGUGCAGGAUCCCUAUCACAGGUGCCACGAGCAUGAGUACGAGAGUGGCUGGCUGGGGCAGGACGUCCACUCUGAGGAGGAGGAGAUCCACAGUUCAGAUGAAGAGGACAACAGUUCCACCUCGAGCAAGGAGCACCUGGAUGUGGCAGACCGACAGCAGGAGGAUGAGAUGAAGAGGAAGAAGGUGGUGCACAUCGCCCAGGAGAUUAUGAGCUCCGAGAAAGUAUUCGUGGAUGUCCUGAAGCUGCUUCACAUAGACUUUCGAGAUGCUGUUGCAAAGGCUACCCGUCAGAAUGGGAAGCCGGUGGUGGAGGAGCGGAUCCUCAGUCAGAUCCUGUACUACCUUCCACAACUCUACCAGCUCAACAGAGACCUGCUGAGGGAGCUGGAGGAGCGAGUGGCACACUGGAGCGAUCACCAGAGACUGUCGGACAUCUUCGUCCAGAAGGGUCCUUACCUGAAGAUGUACUCCACCUACAUCCGCCAGUUUGACAACAACGUUGCUCUGUUGGACGAGCAGUGCAGGAAAAACGCAGCGUUCGCCUCUGUUGUCAGAGAGUUUGAGAUGAGUCCCAGAUGUGCCAGUCUGGCUCUAAAACACUACCUGCUGAAACCAGUGCAGAGGAUCCCUCAGUACCAGCUGCUGCUCACAGAUUAUCUGAAGAACCUUCCAGAAGACUCAGAGGACUAUAAAGACACACAAGCGGCCCUCAGCAUAGUGAAAGAAGUGGCCAACCACGCCAAUGAUAUCAUGAAACAAGGGGAUAACUUUCAGAAGCUGAUGCAGAUUCAGUACAGUCUCAACGGUCACCAUGAGAUCGUUCAGCCAGGCCGGGUGUUUCUGAAGGAGGGCACUCUAAUGAAGCUGUCCAGGAAAGUCAUGCAGCCUCGCAUGUUCUUUCUGUUCAACGAUGCUCUCAUGUACACCACUCCGGUCCAGUCUGGCCAGUAUAAACUCAACAGUGUCCUCUCUCUAGCUGGGAUGAAGGUGAGUAAACCGAGCCAGGAGGCCUAUCAGAACGAGCUGAACAUUGAGAGCGUUGAGCGCUCUUUCAUCCUGUCUGCCAGCUCAGCUACAGAGAGAGACGAGUGGCUGGAGGCCAUCGCCAAGGCCAUAGACGACUACACGAAGAAGAAAAUAACCUUCAUAUCAAGUCGAAGUCAGGAGGAGGCGGAGGGCGUUGUCGACACCGGGGCCCCGUUGGGUUCAAAGGCUCCCAUCUGGAUCCCAGACCUGAGGGCCACCAUGUGCAUGAUCUGCACCUGUGAGUUCACCCUCACCUGGAGGAGGCAUCACUGUCGCGCCUGUGGAAGGGUGGUGUGUCAGGCGUGCUCUGCCAAUAAGUACUACCUGGAGUACUUGAAGAACCAGCCGGCACGAGUGUGUGAUCACUGCUUUGCCAAACUGCAGGAGAAUAGUGACCGCUGUGCUUCAACAUCAGUUUCUCCGAUCAAAUCUGGAGCUUUCUCCUUCUCUAGGAAACAGAAGAAGAUUCCUGCUGCACUAAAAGAGGUGUCCGCCAACACUGAGAACUCCUCCAUGAGCGGCUACUUAAACAGGUCAAAAGGCUACAAGAAGCAGUGGAAGAGGCUGUGGUUUGUCAUUAAGAACAAAGUCCUGUACACAUACGCUGCCAGCGAGGACGUUGCAGCGUUGGAGAGUCAGCCUUUGCUCGGUUUUUUCCUGAGGGAGGAGAAGAACGGUCCGGCCCAGAAGCUGCAGUUUAAGCUGUAUCACAAAAAUACGCUGUUUCACAUCUUUAAAGCCGACGACAUCCCCACCGCUCAGAGAUGGAUCGAAGCCUUCCAAGAGGCAAUGAUUCUUGAACAGUAAUAUCAGCUUUACAGCAGUGAAGUCACAUGGCAGCCCCGGAGCCAGUUGAUAGACAACUCACGACCCCUGAUCGAUCUCAGGUCAGCGGUCACCAGCUCAGGAAGGACUCCGGAUGGACUGUUUACUUCAAACAGAAACUCACUGCAAAAGAAACACACACUGCUUAUCCCUCAAAGAACUCUAAAACAUAUCAUCAGUACCAACAACACCUACUGAUGCUCAGCAGACGUCAGAGUUAAGCGUUUGUCGCAGCCGUGGGUCACAUGUCAAGUCCAGAAGCGUGUCUGUGGAAGUGAGACAGAACAGUUGUCGGGAAUAUUUAAAGUUCUCGGAUAUCCGAGGAAGUCUUGGAAUUACUUUUAACUGCAAACGGAUGAAGGAAUUACUUUUUGUGUGAAACAAAAUAUACAAAACUGGCCGUCUUCUUUUGAUCAGGUUGAUAUUUGCUAGUUUAAAACCUACUGUGUCAUUUCUGUGUCACAAAAUACACACACAUUGUUAAAUAUUCAAACUAGUAAGAUUUUCUCACCUGAAUUAUAAAUGCAAAGUAUCGCCGAUGUCUGUUCAAGAGUUUAACCGUGUAACUAGGUGGGAUUUUACUGUGAAAAUCCGGCUUCUACAGAGAAACAGGAAGUUGAUGUUCUGCUCUUUUAGUUGAUCUCUCUGGUUAAGAGAUUUUACUCCUGCGUUUUUCAAUUUAACAUACAAAACAUUUAAAUGAUGGGUUGAAGAAAUAAUGUCCUGGAGAAAACUGGAAAUGUCAUGAAUAAUGUAGAUAUUUUACAAUCAGUUUUUUAAAUGUGUUUUGCCUGUUAAGCCACAUUAGAAAUGGUUAAUGGGUAAAACUGCGUAUAAGGACAUGAAAGAGUAACAUUGACCUUUUUUUUAUAUCAAAGCCAAGAGCUAAUAUUUAUAAAAUAGGAAGAUUUAUUGUUUUAAAAGCACAGGCUGCCGCUUAUUUUGGGAGUCAGGGUUUGUUAGGAAAUAUGUUUCCAUCAGUUAUUAUUUUAAAUUUAAAAGAAAACUUCUUAUAGAUGAAGGGGAUUUUUUUUAAUAAUGUGGAAAGUAUGCACAAACUAUAUUUCUAAGGAAAUGCUCAAAAGAAAGAAAACAUUUUGGAUUUUGAUGCUUGUUUAUGCAGACGUUGUGCCUUAUAUCUCCUGUUUUGAGAUGAAUUGCAAUAAUAUAGGUGCUGUCUGACAUUCUUCACUAAAUAAGGACAAUUUAAGCAUCCAGUUUGCAUGACUACUCACUUUCUAGCCAGGGUACUGGAGGUUUGUAGUUUUUAAAAACAGUCAUUUAUCAGGUCUGUUUCCUCUUGGUUAGGUUGCUGUAUGUUGCACUUCCCAGUUAUGGCAACUUUUAUAGUGGGAGAAACCCAAAUCCUGCUUUUUAUAGUGAAGGAAUACAACGGUUAAUUCUGUCAGUAGAGCUCUUCGGCUGCUGUCAUACGAUUUCAUGUGUGCCUCUCGUUCAGAUGUGUGUUGGUGAGGUAUAAAUCUGCUAGUCGGGAGCUAUACCCAGCAUGCAUUUCUUCAUGAUUGUACAUUAACAGUGACCAUGUGUAAACAUCUACUCUAUCAGAGAGUCUUCUAUAAACAAUGAUUCUAAACUGUCAGGCAACAGUUUUUAAUUAA
Anarrhichthys ocellatus (wolf-eel) is the source of this 5753-nucleotide messenger RNA. RefSeq names its product FYVE, RhoGEF and PH domain containing 6 (gene fgd6). The transcript has 21 exons. The record is from RefSeq and is a predicted model, not a curated record. NCBI's taxonomy places the organism in Eukaryota, Metazoa, Chordata, Actinopteri, Perciformes, Anarhichadidae. Gene Ontology annotation, cellular component: cytoplasm. The coding region runs from base 169 to 4116 and encodes 1315 amino acids. Gene Ontology annotation, molecular function: guanyl-nucleotide exchange factor activity; metal ion binding.